Molecule: messenger RNA, 1652 nt
Organism: Miniopterus natalensis
Lineage: Eukaryota; Metazoa; Chordata; Mammalia; Chiroptera; Miniopteridae
Gene: MMAB
Product: metabolism of cobalamin associated B
Molecular function (GO): corrinoid adenosyltransferase activity
Source: RefSeq, a predicted model, not a curated record
CGGGAGCCUGGCGGGGUCAACUCCAACCAGCCGCUGGGCGCAUGGCUGUGUGGGUCCUGCGGGGCCGCCUUGGCCUUCGCGGGUGCUUCGGGGCCGGCAGGUUACUUUGUCCCCGUUUCCAGAGCCGCGGUUCCCCGGGCGUGGAAGACGGGGACAGGCCACAGCCUUCCUCGAAGACACCCAAGAUCCCCAAGAUUUACACCAAAACAGGAGACAAAGGAUUUUCUAGCACCUUCACUGGAGAAAGGAGACCCAAAGAUGACCAGGUGUUUGAAGCCUUGGGAACUACAGAUGAAUUAAGUUCAGCCAUUGGGUUUGCUAUGGAAUUAAUUGCAGAAAAGGGCCACCCAUUUGCUGAGGAGCUUGAGAAAAUCCAGUGCUCCCUGCAGGAUGUUGGCUCUGCCUUGGCGACACCGCGCUCCACAGCCAGGGAGGCUCACUUAAGACGCACCACAUUUGAGACGGGGCCCAUCCUGGAGCUGGAGCAGUGGAUCGACAAAUACUCCAGCCAGCUUCCCCCUCUCACAGCUUUCAUUUUGCCAUCUGGAGGCAAGAGCAGCUCUGCUCUGCAUUUCUGUCGGGCUGUGUGUCGCCGAGCUGAGAGACGCGUGGUGCCUCUCGUCCAGAUUGGUGAGACGGAUGCAAACGUGGCCAAGUUCUUAAACAGACUCAGCGACUAUCUCUUCACGUUAGCCAGCACAGAACCAGGAACUUCUGAUGAAGGCUUCCUGAGAGAUGCAUGCACACGUGUCCACCAUUUGCACACAAUUUGAAGAAGUCGGUGGGAGCCCUAGGUGCGGGCGGCCAGCUUGAGAAAAGACGCCUGCGUGGGAACAGAGCUUCAGGUCUGCCAGUGGCCACGGCAGGUGGCAUCGGGAUCCUGCCCCCGCCGGCAAAUGGACUCUGUCAGAAGACUUCAGGCUGGGGAGUGGGAGGGGAGGAACUCGAUUCUGAUGGCCCCAGGGGUCCUGCCACAGGACCAGGCAGCUGGAGAGAGUUCCAAGCCUGUGGCUCUCCACCUGCAGACUUCAGCGGGGAGAGAGAAACGUUGACUCUCCACUGUCGGGGGGAUUGGAGGUAGGUACGACCUUUCAGGAGGGCAAUUUGGCAAUGCAGACGGAAGUCCUAGAAACCAGCAAUUCCACAGCUGAGAAUCUCUCGGAAGAAAAGAGAUAUGUUUGUGGAGCCAUUAGGAAUUUUUUUCAGUGCAGUGCUGCUCACUAAAGUGAAAAUUUGGAAACAAAUGUCCAACAAUUGGGAGCUAAUUAUUAAAUAAGUAAAAUAUUUAACAAUAAGGGGCUAUAAGAAAUACCAUAAGGCUACUGAAAAUGAUGGUGCCUAUAAGAUUUAUUACUAUGGAAAAUUGUUCACAAUCUAUGAAGUAAAAAAAACACCACCCCACCAAGUUAUAAAAUGAUAUAUAGUGGAUCCAAAUCCUGUAAAAGAAACAUAUGUGUGUAUACCCCACAGAAAAAAAAAUGCAUGGAGCCCUUCCAUAUAUUAAUAUUUCUCUCUAAGUCAUGGGACGAAAAGGUGUUUUAACUUUCAUUUUUGUUUGGAUUUUCCUUUUUUUCUUUUUUAACAAUGAGUCUGGGUUGGACAAAGGCUUACUCGUGUAAUAAACAUGAAUGAAAAAGAAAAUAAACUGACAA